AUGGUCGGGUCAUACUCCAAGAAGCGCAAAGUCCAGGAUGGCAUGCAAGGCAAAACCACCCGGCCCAAAAAAUUCCGCAAGCAGCGCGAGUACCACAGCAGUUCCGAAGAUGAGCAGGAGGACGACCAGGGCGACUUUAAGCCCGUCAGUUUGGCCGACUCUGACGACGAAGAUGAGGGAGGUGUCUCAGUUACCAAGAAAACGGUUGUUAAGGCGCCCAAAAAGGAGACUGUGAAGGUCGCUGCGUCAGUCAAGCAAGUGAAGCAAAAACCUGCUGCCGACGACGCUACAAAGGCAGACGCAGACGCAGACGAGGAUGAGGACGAUGAAAUGGAUGAUGACGAAUUUGACGACGAAGAUCUCGCCGCCUCAGCCUCCGACGCUGAAGAUGAGGAGGGCGACUCCGAUGGCGACCAGUCCACGACAGUCGGCAAGCGCCGCACUGUCCCCAAGCGAAAUGAUCCCACGGCCUUCUCUACCUCUAUCUCCAAAAUUCUGUCCACCAAGCUCCCCGCCUCCGCGCGCGCCGAUCCCGUCCUCUCGCGUAGCAGACAGGCCGCGCAAACGAGCAAUGAGUGGGAAAACGAAAAACUCGACAAGGCCGCUCGCGCCAAACUUCGUGCCGAAAAGAAGGAGGAACUGGACCGCGGCCGUGUUCGUGAUGUGAUGGGUAUUGAACGAGGGUUGACAGGACAGGUUGGAGAGGAGGAAAAACGUUUGCGCAAGACAGCCCAGCGUGGUGUGGUUAAGCUGUUCAACGCCGUGCGAGCCGCCCAAGUGCGAGGCGAGGAGGCUGCACGGGAGGAGCGCAAGAAAGGUACCGUUGGCAUGGGCGAACGUGAGAAGGCCGUCAACGAGGUCAGCAAGCAAGGGUUCCUGGAAUUGAUUAACGGCAAAAAGGGCAAGCCAUUGAACAUUGAGGAGGCGUGA
Molecule: messenger RNA, 930 nt
Organism: Penicillium diatomitis
Lineage: Eukaryota; Fungi; Ascomycota; Eurotiomycetes; Eurotiales; Aspergillaceae
Product: rRNA-processing protein RRP15
Exons: 1
Coding region: 1-930 (309 amino acids)
Biological process (GO): maturation of 5.8S rRNA; maturation of LSU-rRNA
Cellular component (GO): preribosome, large subunit precursor
Source: RefSeq, a predicted model, not a curated record